GUACAUAAAACGCAUCGGCUCUAAUUUUGUUCAUAUUUUUUCUGCACGUUAACUAUCUGCAUUGUAAAACUAUCUUUUGAUCAGUUAGACAGUUCAUACCAUCUAAUUAUAAGUACUAAAAUAAUUCAUUAACUCGGCGUCCAAAAAACAUCACCAAACGAAUACACCUGCGGGUUUGACACUCCUUCACCGAAAGUCUUCUGUUCAGAAGACGAAGUGUAGUAUGACCUCUCUGACAGUCUCUGGGUGGAACGGCACUGAUGAAAAAACCUCUCUUUGCUGGAACAGCGCCGAUCUUAUCAAUUACUCGUGUUUCAAUGGACAAGUCUGCUGCGAUGAAUCUAAAUGCUGUCCCGACUCAAAUUCCGCUAUGGAGAAAAUCACCGAAUUCAUCGAUAUAAAUUUUUGGAUCCUGGUGGGAAUACUUGGCACCCUUGUGAUUGUUUUGACUGCAGCCAUCAUCUCAAUCGUCAUCUACAUCCAAAAGUGCAUGAAACCCGCUCAAAAAUCUCAACAAAGGCACAGUUCUCAUCAAAAUCAGAAUACUCAUCCACAGCCAAGAAAUGUUCAUUUGGGCCAGGAGUUUAGUUUAUACAACCAGAGAAGCUGCAAUCCUCCGAGUCAACCAUUGCCAUUUCAACAAGAAGGAACUCCUAUUAAUCAGUUAAGAUCCAGUAACUUCCGACCAGGUAACGUGUCCAGUUCUCAGAUAUUGCAGACGAUGGGAUUUUCCAAACAAGAUCUGCGAGCCGAUUUGAAAACUGAAAAUGGUCAAGCAGAUCCCAGAAGUACCGAAGUGACAAUUGAAGCCGAUCUCUCCAACCAGAGUUUUGAAAACAGAAACAGUACUGCUUGAUUCCUUGUUUUGAAUUAAACUUUU
Messenger RNA from Symsagittifera roscoffensis, 880 nucleotides. RefSeq lists its product as uncharacterized. The record is from RefSeq and is a predicted model, not a curated record. Bases 224 to 856 code for a protein of 210 amino acids. The transcript has 5 exons. Lineage: Eukaryota; Metazoa; Xenacoelomorpha; Acoela; Convolutidae.